Alexandromys fortis (reed vole) is the source of this 1747-nucleotide messenger RNA. It is a transcript of the gene Gjb4, whose product is annotated as gap junction protein beta 4. The record is from RefSeq and is a predicted model, not a curated record. Gene Ontology annotation, molecular function: gap junction channel activity. The transcript is spliced from 3 exons. Gene Ontology annotation, cellular component: connexin complex. Lineage: Eukaryota; Metazoa; Chordata; Mammalia; Rodentia; Cricetidae. Gene Ontology annotation, biological process: cell-cell signaling. Bases 678 to 1478 code for a protein of 266 amino acids.
CAAGCUGAAAGGGACGGGCACAGGAUCCGCGACACUCGUACCAUCCUGCCCCUGGACGAUUUGACAACAGACUCUGCCUCCUCCAUCACUGUAGUCCCACCCACAUACCUACCAACCCAGACGAGCUGGAGGAGCAAGGUGUGAGCCACAGGUGUUCGCUCUGCCUUGUGCCCAAGGAAGUCCUUCCGCCCAGCCUGCCUACCCACCCCGGCACUCUCUCUUGGCUCAUUGGCUCAGAAAGCCCCACCCUGCUUGGAAAUAAGGAACAAAAGCUGCCUCCAGGAGGCCCUCGGGCAGACAGACAAGCCGGCACCGGAGAGUGAGGACCCACGGGGACCCAAGAAAGGAAGGAAAGAGACCCUGACUUUUGGAGUCUGAAGACCAGGGCUCAAGACCAUCUGUGUUACUUGCUGCUGGGAGAUCUUGGGCAGGUACCUGCCACCUCUUAGCCUUAAGACACUUUUGCCGUGACAUGGGGACUGUGGCCAUCCCUUCUCUGAGUCAUUGCGAGUGAGGACGUGAUGGCCGAGUGGUUGCGGUGAAACAGGUUCUGGCUUUGGCAUCACCUAUAAGGACUCCCAUUCGCGUGUUCUCCCAGGCCUUGUGACUCCCAGGGCCAGAGAGGUUAGCAUACUAGUGCACACACAUCCACGUUAGACACCAAGGACACAGCCAACAUGAACUGGGGGUUUCUACAGGGACUCCUGAGCGGCGUGAACAAGUACUCCACCGCCCUAGGCCGCAUCUGGCUGUCGGUGGUUUUUAUCUUCCGAGUGCUGGUGUAUGUGGUGGCCGCCGAGGAGGUGUGGGAUGACGAACAAAAAGACUUUAUUUGUAACACCAAGCAACCAGGCUGCCCCAACGUCUGCUAUGACGAGUUCUUCCCGGUGUCCCACGUGCGUCUCUGGGCCCUGCAGCUCAUUCUGGUCACCUGUCCUUCCCUGCUUGUAGUCAUGCAUGUGGCCUACCGGGAAGACCGGGAACGGAAGCACCGCCGCAAACAUGGGCCCAAUGCCCCAGCCCUGUACAGCAACCUGAACAAGAAGAGAGGUGGCCUGUGGUGGACAUACCUGCUGAGUCUCAUCUUCAAGGCUGCCGUGGACUCGGCUUUCCUCUACAUCUUCCACCGCAUCUACAAGGACUAUGACAUGCCGCGAGUGGUGGCUUGCUCUGUGAAUCCCUGCCCCCACACUGUGGACUGUUACAUCUCCCGACCCACGGAGAAGAAGAUCUUCACCUACUUCAUGGUAGUCACAGCUGCCAUCUGUAUCCUACUCAACCUCAGUGAGGUUGCCUACCUGGUGGGCAAGAGAUGUAUGGAGGUCUUCCGCCCCCGGCGACGGAAAGCCUCUCGGAAGCACCAUCUACCAGAUACGUGCCCACCAUAUGUGAUAUCCCAAGGAGGUCACCCCCAAGACGACAACGCUGUCCUCACAAAGGUUGGGAUGGCCACAGUGGAUGCAGGUGUCUAUCCAUGACUUGCAGUUUAUGACUGAUAACAUCUAGGUAUUCGUGAUGCUCUGCUUGUGCCUCCAACCCUUACCACACGGAUCCCUCUGCUUGGAAUACCUGACCUGCCUCCUCUGCGAGUGUCCUCAACCCAAGGACAGCCUUCACCACCACUUUGUAGGCCAUAAAAGCUCAGGCCUCUCUCCUGUCAUACUCUCUGGGAUGGACUAGCUAAUACCCAUGAACGAUACCCGGCAGUCUGUGAGCCCACGAAGGACAGGAUGCUGAGUCACCAGGU